Molecule: messenger RNA, 1394 nt
Organism: Chroicocephalus ridibundus (black-headed gull)
Lineage: Eukaryota; Metazoa; Chordata; Aves; Charadriiformes; Laridae
Gene: YIPF2
Product: Yip1 domain family member 2
Exons: 8
Coding region: 129-983 (284 amino acids)
Biological process (GO): vesicle-mediated transport
Cellular component (GO): membrane; Golgi apparatus
Molecular function (GO): small GTPase binding
Source: RefSeq, a predicted model, not a curated record
CGCGGGGAAGGGGGGGAACCGGGGGGACGGGAGCGGUGACGGACCGGGCGGAACCACCGCGGCCGCUGGGGGGUGGGGUGCGAAGGGGUAGAACCACGUCGGCGGGACCGGGCGCGAGAGGCUCCGCCAUGGCGGCCCCCGACGAGCUCCGCUUCCAGGAGCUGGAGGCGGCGGCGGAGCUGCUGGCGGCCACCCCCGACGCCGUCACCCCCCGCGCCGGCGAGGAGCGGCCGAGCCCCGGCCCCGAGGGCGAGCCCGGGGACGACGCCGACACGGCCGAGCUGCUGGGCGAGCAGAGGCAGCCGCGGAGCUUCUGGACCUUCGAGUACUACCAGGCCUUCUUCGAUGUCGACACCCAGCAGGUUCUGGAGAGGAUCAAGGGCUCGGUGACGCCGCUGCCAGGGAAGAACUUCGUCCGGCACCGUCUGCGCAACAACCCCGACCUCUACGGGCCCUUCUGGAUCUGCGCCACGCUGGCCUUGGCCCUGGCCCUCAGCGGGAACCUCUCCCACCUGGCCGAGAAGCGAACGGCCCCCGGCUACCGCUACAGCCCCCAGUUCCACAACGGUGCUGUGGCUCAUCCCGGCGGCCUGGCUGCAGUGGCUACUGCUGGGGGUGGCCGCGCUGCUCUCGGCCUCGGUGCUGGCCCUCACCUUCUGGCCGCUAGCCCGCCCCGAGGGCCGGGCAACCGCCUUGGCCCUGGUGGCCACCGUCACCUCCCUGCACGCCCUCCUCGCCGUCGGCUGCAAGCUCUACUUUUUCCAGCGGCCACCAAACGCCGGCCCGGUGGCCGCCACCACCGCCGCGGCCGAGGGGCUCCGCGCGCCCGCCGCCAACAUCUCCCUGCCGGGAGCCCACCCCGCGCGGUGACGGCGAGGGGGGCCCUUGCAUGGAGCCCCCCCCGGACCCCCACCCCCCCAAGCGCGGACAGACGGACGGGUCCCGGCAUCCCCCCCCCCACCCCUCAUUUCUACACAAACUGACCCAAAUAAACACGGCGGUGCCCCCCCCUUGCGCCCCCCCAUGGUGUCUCCUGCCUGGGGGGAGCCCCAAAACCAGCUUUUGGGGGGGAGGGGGGGAGCACACACACUUUUUUUUGGGGGGGGAGGGGGGUGUGGAAGCCAGCGGGGCGCGCUCCUUGGAAACCCUCCCCUUUAUUCACUACUACAGCCCAAAAUCCAGCAGAUCCGCUAAUUCCUACGGCCCGGCGAGGGGGGGCCUGGCCCCACCCCCACCCCCCCCCCAGCCACUGCGCAAGGUGGGGGGCGUCCCCGCCGCGUGUUUCCCCCCACCGACCCCCCCCCCCCCCAAAGAGGGGAAAAGAAUCCGGGCGCCGACCGCGGCGGGGCUCAGUCCUGCACCGGGAGGAGGGGGGGCAGGAAUGGGGCUAAAAG